GUAGCGUUCCGGUUGCCACGACGACAGCGUUGUUCCCUGCGGGCGGGGCCGAGCGAGCGCCGCAUCCUGUGCGGGCCCGGAGCUGCCCUUCCCCCUCCGGCCAGGGCCCCGCGCGGCCCCCGGCCCGGCCCCCCCCAUGCCGCGGAAGGCGCUGGUCUGCGCCCUGGAGCUGGAGCUCCGCUCGAUAACUUGCCCUGGAGUGUUGCUGAAAGACAAAAGCGAACUCUAUCUCAGCGCCUGUGUAUUUGGACAGUACAAAAGGACUCAAUGUGUCCCUGCAGCAUUUCCACUCUUCUUAGAAAAGAAACUAGUAUUUGAAAAGGUAUUUACUGAUGUAGUUGAUCCUGGAGAACUUGUUGAGCUACUUGAAUUUGACACAGCAGUACUUGAACUAAUACAACUUGUUCCUCCAGUGGGAGAAAUUCUAGCCACUUAUGAAGAAAAUAUAAGAGAUUUCCUGUUCCCUGACCCUAAGCUUACUCGUGGACAUCAUGGUUCAGAUCGCGAAGUUUUAAUGAAGAGGUCUUCUAGUUUUACAGGAAUUGCACCAAAAUUGAGAUUUUCUACCAGCUCCCUUAUUACAGAAAGCCUGUUAAGUUCAGGAAGGAUUCAUGUACAGGAUAAUUUGGAUUGGGUGCAUCAUUCAACACCAAAUGGAAGAUUACAAACAAGGUCACUAAAGAAAAACACCCCUUCACCUGAGAAAAACAGGCACUGCUUAGCAACAAAGAACUAUGAGCAGCCCACAAUAGCUUCUAAAUCACGAUCUCCAUCUCCAUAUACAAAAAGACGAAUGUGUGAGCUAUCAGAAGAAGCCAGACAACGACUGGCCCAUUUAAACCUGGGGCCUUUUGAAUUCAGAAGAGAAACUGAUAAACCUCCAUUUGUAGUUAGACGUGUUGAACAUCUGAGCCCCACUGUUGAUGUUCAUACUUGGCGUCCCACCAGAGAAAGUGGACGAGAAGCUUGGUCCAGGGUAUCUUAUGAUCCUUCUCUUCUUGGCAGCUAUAGACCCAAGCAUACUAAAAUGAUCAGGUCUCAUCAUGGGAAAGACUUAGAUGGCUCUUCUGACAGCUGUGAUGAGCACCCGAUCUCGGGUACUGCUAGUAGGCGUUUUUGUUCUACUAGUUCAUUAGUACGUUCAGCACCCUCCUCAAUGCAGAAACAUUCCUCAAGUCCUGUACUAAACCGUUCUUCGCUUAGAGAAAGGUUCUACCUCGAGAAGAAAAGAAUAAUUUAAACUGCUCGUACAUACUGCUAGGUUCUAAAUUAACUGUAACCGUUCCAGAAAAAAACAUUGUCUGAUGUAAUGAAAAAAUCUGCACAGUGAUGGUCAAAGAGCAAACAAAAUCUUAAACUAUAUAAGGAAUCUGAAAAUAUGCCGAUAUAUAAAUCAGAUUUAAUCCUCACCUGGAUGACUGUCAGUUCUAUGCAUCCUCUCUCCAAAGGGAGAUAGUUGAAACAGGAAGGGUUCAAAAAUGGAUGACAAAUGAUUAGAUGCAUGGAAAUAUUCUGUAGGAGGAUAGGUUGAAAAGAUUGGGACUGUUUACAGGGAAGACAAGGAGGCAUACUAAAUAAUGAAUAAUUUAGAACAGGUAAAAUGGAUACAGAAAAAUGGAGGAAAGAACAGGAAUCUUGAAGUAGAACACUUCUGGAAUAACCUGCCCAUAUUUGGAGUUGCUCAGUUAGAGGUUGGUUAUUCUCUGAAGCAUGAGAAUUUAGAUCACAUUGAAACCUUUGGGUUUUCAUUGUCAUCUUUCUUGCCACUUCCCUUUUGGGGGUCGAUGACUUCUAUAGUCUUCUUCCAAAACUCAUGAUCGUAUACGAGGCUGUUGCACAGAUUGGCCUUUAUGAGGUCUAUUGAUAUCUGGUCAAUGUGCCAUAUCUUUGGUCUUCCCCUAGGUGGUCAUCUGUCCACAAUCAUGGAAAAGCCAUCCUACUGAUAUAGCUGUCUGAUCUCUGCUUGAUAUGCCCAUACCAAUGUAGAUUAGCAUCCCUCAACUUGUCUUCACUUGGAGAAACCCACAUAAAGCCCCUUACAACCUCAUUUUGUUUCCUAUCCUAGAAUGUCCAACCAUUUGAC
Dermochelys coriacea (leatherback sea turtle) is the source of this 2083-nucleotide messenger RNA. RefSeq names its product spermatogenesis associated 6 (gene SPATA6). The transcript is spliced from 11 exons. Gene Ontology annotation, biological process: motile cilium assembly; spermatogenesis. The record is from RefSeq and is a predicted model, not a curated record. Bases 137 to 1240 code for a protein of 367 amino acids. Gene Ontology annotation, molecular function: myosin light chain binding. NCBI's taxonomy places the organism in Eukaryota, Metazoa, Chordata, Testudines, Dermochelyidae.